Mucor velutinosus is the source of this 1479-nucleotide messenger RNA. RefSeq lists its product as uncharacterized. The coding region runs from base 1 to 1479 and encodes 492 amino acids. NCBI's taxonomy places the organism in Eukaryota, Fungi, Mucoromycota, Mucoromycetes, Mucorales, Mucoraceae. The transcript is spliced from 4 exons. Gene Ontology annotation, molecular function: diacylglycerol O-acyltransferase activity. Gene Ontology annotation, biological process: triglyceride biosynthetic process. Gene Ontology annotation, cellular component: endoplasmic reticulum membrane. The record is from RefSeq and is a predicted model, not a curated record.
AUGGCAAGUGUUAGGAAAAGACCUUUAAAGGUAGUGACAGACAGUGAGGACGAUCAAUCAGACUCGAGACAAAAACGAGAUCUACAUAUUACAAGCAAAAGAGUGUCAACGAUAGCAGAGGAGAAGGAGGACAAAAAGAAGGGUUAUGCUGGCUACUCGCAUACACUGCCCAUUCACACAAUCACCAAGGCUUCCGUGCUAUCCAAGGAAGCACCGCCCGAAAACUACAGUGGGUUUCUAAGACUAGGCAUGCUCGUUCUAGGCGCCAGCAACAUUCGACUGAUCAUUGAAAACUGGAUGAAGUAUGGUCUUUUGAUUGGAGUCCCACAUCACAGCCAUAUACCCGUACGAGAUCUUGGCCUCUUUAUGCUGGCUUGGUUGAGCGUUCCUCUCAGUCUAUUAAUAUCUCUAGUUGUGGAGUACGGCAUGGGCAAACUAGCAGUAGCCGCCAAAAAUGCCAAACCUGAUUUCUUGAAAAAACUGGCUAUUCUGGAAAGAGUUGUGGCAGUAACACAUGUAUCUCAUCUUGUAUUCUUGUUGACUUUUCCCUCUUAUCUUGCGUAUACGCAAAUCUACCAUCCAUUGGUUGGCUCAGGUGUUAUUGUUAUUUGUUUGAUUACCUUUUUGAAAUUGACCUCAUUUGCUCUGGUCAAUCAUGAAUUGCGCCAGGCGUUUGUGCAGGGAAAAUCCGAAGAUUUCUAUACCGAAGAUGCUGCUUAUCCCAACAAUGUCAAUGCCAAAAAUCUCUUGUAUGCCUUCUUUGCUCCAACUCUGUGCUAUCAGCCAUCCUAUCCUCGCUCAGAAAAGUUCCGCAAGUCCUUCUUCUUUAAGCGUGUUGGCGAACUGAUUACAUGUCUUGUCAUGAUGUAUGUGUUGACCGAGCAAUAUGCGAAACCCACAUUGGCCAAUUCGAUCCAAGCAUUGGAGGAUAAAAAGUUUGUUACCAUUGUCGAGCGUGUAUUGAAAUUAUCAACAACAGCUGUGGUGAUCUGGUUGCUUAUGUUUUAUGCUCUGUUCCAUGCCUUCUUGAAUGCAUUGGCAGAGGUAUUGCGCUUUGGCGAUCGCACAUUCUACUUGGCCUGGUGGAACUCUGGCAACUUGGCAACUUACUGGCGUCUCUGGAACAGACCUGUGUACCUCUUCUUCAAGCGUCACGUGUAUAUUCCAGCUGUUCAACGUGGAGUCCCACCUGCUGUCUGUCAAUUGUUGGUCUUUUUGAUCUCUGCGUUGCUGCAUGAAGUGUUGGUAGGCAUCCCCACUCAUUCCAUCACUGGAUUCGCAUUCUGGGGCAUGCUGGGCCAAAUCCCCUUAAUUGCAAUCACACAUGGCAUCGAGAAAUGGAGAGGCAAAGGCACCUCGCUUGGUAAUACCAUCUUUUGGAUCGUGUUCUGUGUGGUUGGUCAACCCACCAUUGCUCUUUUAUACUACUAUCAAUGGACAGCCACUCACAAGUUUGACUCUAACGGAAACACUGUUUAA